AUGGCACGAGCCCAGGACGGGAUCCUGAAGCACAUGCUGCGCAUGACGGAGCUCUGCCACGCGCCCAGGCAUGCUGACCCCCUGUUGCAUGAACCUGCCAUGAGAAAACGGAUGGCGCGCGCACAGGACGGCAUUCUGAAGCACAUGCUGCGCAUGAUGGAGCUCUGCCACGCGCGCAUGCCACUCUGUCCCCGUUGUGCACGUUUAGACCCCGUCCCGCUGCCACCUCUGCCCCUCCCACAACCACCCCCACCCCUGCAGGAACCAGCGAUGCGGAAGAGGAUGGCACGAGCACAGGACGGCAUUCUGAAGCACAUGCUGCGCAUGAUGGAGCUCUGCCACGCGCGCGGGUUUGUGUACGGCGUCAUUCCCGAGGCUGGCAAGCCGGUUGGGGGCAGCUCCGACAACCUCCGAGCCUGGUGGAAGGACAAGGUUCGGUUCGACAAGAACGGCCCGGCAGCUCUGGCCAAGUUUGAGGCGGAACGGGCGGCGGCCAUGGGGGGAGGCGCAGGGGGAGGGGAGGGCGGGGGAGGCGCAGGGGGAUUGGCGCCCACUUGCAUGCCUCUACAUUCACUUUUGGAGUUGCAGGAUACCACGCUUGGUUCCCUGCUGUCUGCUCUCAUGCAGGUUCGGUUCGACAAGAACGGCCCGGCAGCCCUGGCCAAGUUUGAGGCGGAACGGGCGGCGGCCAUGGGGGGAGGCAGAGGGGGAGGGGAGGGCGCUCUCUUCCUCUUCCACACUUCCUCUUCCACACUUCCUCUUCCACACUUCCUCUUCCACACUUCCUCUUCCACACUUCCUCUUCCACACUUCCUCUUCCACACUUCCUCUUCCACACUUCCUCUUCCACACUUCCUCUUCCACACUUUCUCUCCAUUCUUCCUUCAUUCGCCGCUUCUCCCCCUCCCUUACCCCUCUUUCCCCCUUUUUUCCCACCUUCCUGCCCCCCUCCCUCCCUCUUGCAUCCCAACACUGCUCCCCCCCUCAGCGCAAUUCCCUUCACUCACCUCCAUCGCCCCACCUCGAUCCCACUCUCCCCACCUCGAUUCCCCCCCAUACCAGCACUGCUCUCCACCCCAGCGUAAAUUUCCUCUAGACAAGGGAGUUGCACCCCCCUGGUGGCCGCCAGGCAACAAGCCCUGGUGGGGCGCUCUCUCCCACUUCCACUUCCCCCGCCCGUUUUUCUCCUGCCUUAUCCGCUUCUUCCCCUUUUCCACACCCUCUUCUCUCCCCUCCUACUUUCCCCCAUACCAGCACUGUUCUCCCCCCCAGCGCAAAUUUCCUCUGGAUAAAGGCGUUGCUCCCCCCUGGUGGUCGUCAGGCAACGAGCCCUGGUGGGGCGCUCUCUCCCAGGGGCUGCUGAGCCCUCUAGUUCCCUCUACCUCAACCUUACCCCACUCUUCCUGCCUUGUCCUCUUCCUCCCCCCAUCCCAGCACUGCUCCCCCCCUCAGCGCAAGUUCCCUCUAGACAAGGGCGUAGCCCCCCCUUGGUGGCCGUCAGGCAACGAGCCCUGGUGGGCCGCCCUCUCCCAGGGGCUCGGGCUGAGUCAAAUCACGAGUCCGGGCGGCGCGGGAGAGUCGGGACUGCCGCCCUACCGCAAGCCGCAUGAUCUGAAGAAGGUGGCCAAGGCGGCCGUGCUGGCGACAGUGAUCAAACACAUGCUGCCGGAUGUGGCUAAGAUAAGGCGACUCAUUCGCCAGAACAAGGGGCUGCAGAACAAGAUGUCAGCACAGGAGACGAGCAUUUGGCUGGCAAUACUGAACAACGAAGAGCGAGCCAUCAAGCUCCAAAACGGUGACCUGUCUACUGUUGCUGCUGCUGGUACUGCAGCUGGUGCUGGUGGUACUGCUAGUGCUGCUGGUGUUAGUGUUGGUAAUGGGACCGGGCAGGAGAGAAGUUCCAGCGAGCUGCCCGCGGGCAGGUCGGUGAACAACUUGCAGCUUCUUGAGGGCAGAGGAGCUGCAACCAGCUCGGGCGGGCAGCAAAACGGGCAGAGAAAAACAGGAACUGGCGCUGCAGCAGCAGGAGGAGGAGGAGGAGGAGGAGGAGGAGGAGGAGGAGGGGGUGGAGGAGGAGGAGGAGAGGAGGAGGAUGGGGAUGAGUGGGAUAUAGAAGAGGAUUAUGAUCCGUACAGCAGCGACGGGCAGCGGCAGAAGAAGAGAAGGCAGAGAAGAAUGGCAGGAGUAGGGGGAGUGGGGGGAGGGGGAGGAGCGGGAGUGGGGGGAGUGGCGGGGGUAGGGGCAGGGGGGAUGGUGGGAGUAGGGGGUGCAUGGGCAGGGGGAAUGGCAGGAGCGGGAGUUUCUGCUGCUGCUGGGGACGUUGGGGGGAUAGUAGAAGGGGGAGGGGUGGGAGGGGGGAUGAUGAUGUUGUUGGGUGGGGGAGAGGAUGGGAGCAGGCAGCAAGGAGAGCCGUUGGUGGUGGUGCAGACUGCUGAGCUGGUCAGGGAGGUUCGGGACGGUGCUUGGCAGUUGAGUACGGUGCAGGACGGUUCUGUGCAGUUGAGUGCGGUGCCAGACGGUGCUGGACAGGUGCAAUCACAGGUGCAACCCCAGGUGGUGCAAUCACAGGUGGUGCAAUCACAGGCAGCGGUACGUAGUAGCAUGCAUUCUUCGGCAUGGCAGUCACAAGCACAAGCAGCACAGUUUUCCCAAGCCUCUGCUCCAGGCACGGUAAUGCCGAACCAGCAGCCGGACCAGCAGAUGUACCAGCAGCCAUACCAGCUGCACCCGAACCAGCAUCCAAGCCAGCACCGAAACCAACACCCUAGUCAGCAGCAGCAGCAGCAGCUAUUCCUGCCGUUGAUGCAGAUGCAAUCAAUGGCUGAUGAUGCUCCUGCUUAUGCCCAUGCCGGUGCUUUUAUUGCUCCCCCACCUCACUCCUCCACACUCCCCUCCUCACUUCCCUCAUCACUUCCCUCCUCUCUCCCUCAUGCCACCUCUCACCCGCUCUUGACCCCACACACUCGCCUCCUCCCUCCUCACCUCCACACUUACUCACAUCCCUACUCCCAACAACACCACCUCAUUCCCUCCCAGUCUCUGCCGAACCUCCCUGCCGAGCCUCCAUCCCAAGGCUCGGCAAUGGUGCCAACUUUGUCACUUGUUCUGGAGGGGGGAGCAGAGGCGGACUUGGGGGAAAUGCUUGGGGGGAAUGAGAAGGGGAGAGGAGACGAGGGGGAAAGGGAGGUUGCUGGUGCUGCUGUUUGCACUGAUAGUUCCCGGAUUGGCGAAGUCCCACAAACGGCUUCUGCUGCUGCUGCUGCUGCUGCUGCUGCUGCCGCUGCUGGUGCUGGUAGUGCUGGCAACGCUGCAUGUGCGGCAGCAGGAGUAACACCAACGGCGGGGUUGAGAGCAGCAGUAGCAUCAGCGGCGCAAGGAGCAGGAGCAACAGGAGUGGAGGAGAGACAUCAGCCACCGCAGCAGCAGCAGCAGCAGCAGCAGCAGCAGCAGCAGCAGCAGAAGCAGUUUCACCUGUCGGGUUCCGCAACCCAACUCCUGGCAGCAACCCUGGGCGUUGCAGGGAGGGGACAUGAGGGUCCGCCUGAGUUAGGUUCACUUUCCCAACCCCCACAUUCGCACUCUCUCCUUCAGCAAUCCCACUCCCCCCUGCAGCAUUCCCACACGUAUCCUGAGGCCAGGCGGCCCCAUAUAGUUGUCCGCAGCCCAUCACAGGGUGCCACGUGGCAGAGUGGGAGGGAGGCCGUGAGGGGAGGCGGAGGUGGGCGGGAGGGAGAAGGCAGGGGAGAGGAGGCGAGAUCAUUGCAGCAGCAACAGCAGCAGGAGCAGCAAGGGGAGCAAGUGGGUGCCGCAUUAACUCAUUCUGAUGGUGAUGCAGGAGGAAACGUUGCUGCUGCUGGUGCUCCUGCUGCUGCUGCUGCUGCUGCUGCUGCUGCUGCUGCUGCUGCUGCUGCUGCUGCUGCUGCUGCUGCUGCUGCUGGGGCUGGGGCUGGGGCUGUUGCUAAUACAGAUGCUUCUGUUCUUCAGGACAAUACAGCUGCUGUGCCCACUCUCCCUGGUGCUGCUGAAUCUACCGCUAUUGCGACUGACUUCAAUGCUAGCACUCCUGAUGGCAGACGCACAGCCGAGCUUCGGUUGAGGAGGGGGGGAGUGGUAGAAGGGGAAGAGGAGGGGAGAGAGGAGAGGAGAGAGGAGGGGAAAGAGGAGGGGAAAGAGGAGGGGAGGAAGGAGGGGAGAGAGGAGAGGGGGGAGAGGAAGAGAUAG
Messenger RNA from Closterium sp. Naga37s-1, 4221 nucleotides. Lineage: Eukaryota; Viridiplantae; Streptophyta; Zygnematophyceae; Desmidiales; Closteriaceae. The record is from the annotation of a GenBank genome assembly.